AUGGACAAAGCAAAUCCUUUAAGCACUCCAAUGGUCGUUAGAUCACUUAAUUUCGAAAAUGAUCCAUUUCGUCCUUGUGAGAACAACGAAGAAGUUCUUGAUCCAGAAGUACCAUACCUCAGUGCAAUUGAAGCACUUAUGUUUCUUACGAAUUGUACGAGACCUGACAUUUCUUUUGCAGUGAACUUGUUGUCAAGAUUUAGUUCAACUCCUACUAAAAGGCACUGGAAUGGGAUUAAACAUACUUUUCGAUACCUUCGAGGUACUGUUCAUUUAGGCUUGUUUUAUCCCAACGAUUCAAAAGAAGGGUUAGUUGGUUAUGCAGAUGCAGGUUAUUUAUCCGAUCCUCAUAAAGCAAAAUCUCAAUCUGGAUAUGUAUUUAUGAAUGGAGGAACUGCAAUUUCAUGGCGUUCUCAGAAACAAACACUUGUCGCAACAUCCUCAAAUCAUGCUGAAGUCAUUGCACUACAUGAAGCUUCAAGAGAAUGUGUAUGGCUAAGAUCUAUGUCACAACACAUAGUGACUUCUUGUGGGCUAGAGAAAGAUUGA
This is a messenger RNA of Helianthus annuus (common sunflower), 549 nucleotides long. RefSeq names its product secreted RxLR effector protein 161-like. The record is from RefSeq and is a predicted model, not a curated record. Lineage: Eukaryota; Viridiplantae; Streptophyta; Magnoliopsida; Asterales; Asteraceae. The transcript has a single exon. Bases 1 to 549 code for a protein of 182 amino acids.